Poeciliopsis prolifica (blackstripe livebearer) is the source of this 3829-nucleotide messenger RNA. Its product is annotated as endophilin-B1-like. The transcript is spliced from 10 exons. Lineage: Eukaryota; Metazoa; Chordata; Actinopteri; Cyprinodontiformes; Poeciliidae. The record is from RefSeq and is a predicted model, not a curated record. Gene Ontology annotation, molecular function: protein binding. Gene Ontology annotation, cellular component: cytoplasm. Bases 590 to 2071 code for a protein of 493 amino acids.
GUGGAGAGAUUAUGCUUUUAUUGUGUACUUGAACAGGAAGGUUCAUCUUUCAAGUCAUUGCAUUUUCGUUGUGUUUACUUUGACGUAAACAGCUUAGCGCAUGCUAAUGUCCAUCAUGGUACGUCAUUUGUCAUUUUAACGGCUGUCCGAAGCAUUCAUUUAAGUUAUCCUGAACAUUAAUGAAACAACAGCGUCCUUGAGAGACGCAAAUUAAAAGCCUGACGUUACAGCGACGCCAGUCAAUUUCCUGAGCGUCCUUUAUUGACCCUUAGGAGACGAGUGGAUAAUAGGUCAGUACUGACGAGCAGGCGCGUGCGGAGCUUCUUAACGUCUCCGACGUUGUAUGGCAAGCUGUUAAAAACAAUAAUAGCCCGUGCGUUAACGUGUUGUAAAUACCCGGUUGCGACGUUUUUUCUCGCAGCCAGGCUGAGAAUCUCAACAGCCUGCCGUGAUUGCAAAGGUGUUAGCCUGGCUGAGGCGAUGCGUGGGUCAGCUGGUGGCUCUCGGGAGGUGAGCAUUUGGUUUAGUAACCUGCGUUAGCUCGGUAACCCUCCGCUGCCGUCGUCUCGUGGACCUUGAGGACUCCGUCAUGGACCUGACGCGGCUGGCUGUGGAUGCUGGCCAGUUCAUCAACCGAGCUGUUCAGUACACCGGAGAGAGCCUCGGCCGGGCGGACAGGACCGAGCUGGACGGCGGGCUGGAGGAGCUGCUGGCUCGGGCGGACGCCACCAAGACCUGGACGGACUCCAUCAUUUCUCAAACCGAGGUGCUACUGCAACCGAGUCCAGGAGCUCGAUUAGAGGACCGCCUGUACGAGCAUCUGGAGUGGAGCGCCCCGCCUCGACCCCGUGCACUCGAGUUACUGGGGGAACAAAUGACCCAGGCUGGGCUGGAGAUCGGAUCGAACACACCCUAUGGAACAGCUCUAAUAAGGUGCGGCGAGGCCCAGAAGCAGCUGGGAGAAGCCGAGAGGAAGUUUGCAGAGUGCACAAACAUUCACUUUCUCACCCCGCUGAGGAGUUUCACGGAGGGUGAAUACAGAGCCAUCCAGAAUGAGCGUAAGAUGUUGGUGAACAAGCGUUUGGACUUGGAUGUAGCCAAGACCAGGCUCAGGAAAGCCCAUGAAGCGGACAGAGAGGCCAGGAACCUGAAUGCGAACCCGUUGGAUGAUGACUACCUGUCUCACGUUUCCUACAUGUUCAGCUUCCUGCGUGUUAAAUGGCUUAAGAUAUGGGCUCAGGAAAUCUCUCAGGCGGAGAUGGAGCUGAGGAUCUGUCAGAGUCUUUUCGAUCGGCAGUCAGAAAUCACAAGACGGGCUCUCGAAGGAAUCGACAACACUCACAUCAACCACAUGCGGAGCCUUACGGACUUUGUGGAGGGUCAGGCGUCAUUUUUCGCUCAGGGCAACCAACACGCACAGGAACUGCAAAGACAGAUGUGCAGGAUUCCAGCUGUCUUUUGCUCUAAUAACUGGCAAUCAGCAGUUAAUAACGAGCCACCAAUCAGCAGCCAUGUUGCCGGUGAGCCUGUCGGGUUGGAUCAGGUCACUGCGGUUCCCAAAGUAGUUCGCCAGCUGCCAGACUUUGACCAGGACUCGUGGACUCUUGCUGUCAAUCCUAAAACUGAAACAGAUCUCUCUUCAUCUGAUCACACAAACAACAACAACAACAAUAGCGCCUUCAGUACUCUCGGUCAAUCAAGCGGUCACCAACCAGCUGUUAAAAAUCAAUUAUUUACACACCAAACAUUUGAUCUUGUAUUUACAUCCAGCCAAUCAGAUGAGCUUCUUUCACCCAGCAGGACAAAUCAGGGAACAAACAGUUUGCCUUCUGCUGUGAGAGACUCGUCCCGGACUUCCAAUGCAGCGUUUACCAACGCUGCCGCUAGUUUCACAACAGCAGCCGCGUCGCCUCCUCCUCAAGGAAGUACAAUCCAAAAUGAGAGUCAGACGGGAGACGCCGCAGCUACUGACAUCACAGCAUCCACUGAUGUGGUUCCCGAUUCCCAAACAGCCAGUAAAACUCAUGAGCGGCCAGUCACCAGUGGAGAAGAUGUCGAGUCGGGGUUGUGACAAUUUAGAGCACUUCACAGUUGGUUCUCAAUAUCUGGAGCUGCUGCUCUAUUUAGAGGACACAAACAUUAGGUGUGCCAAGCUGGAUUAAUUAUCCUUAUGGAGACUCCAUAGUAAUUGUAAAAGUGCUUGUUUUACAGGGCUCAUGUCAUCAUUUUUACAGUUUUACCGUCGCAGUUGUGUUUUGGAUUGUUGUAUUCAUUUCAGCGUCAAAGACAACGAGCACAAAGGAGCUGGAUUUUCCGGAGGGUGAUGAUAUUGCAGAGGGAACACAUAAUUGACACGUGUGCCACCCAAGAAGAUCAGAGUGACACCAAAGUCUUCAGCGAGAAUACGAGUUCAUAAAGCAAACAUUUAUAUCUGGAUUUGUCCAGUGGGGAGAUGGACGUCAGCAGAAAUAUUGUCGGAGAGUAUUAGCUUGAAGACCUAACUGACCGGCUCCUUAUUCUGAGAUUUAAAAGUGCUCUGCAGCAGGCAUAUAUAAGCUCCAGCUUUGACCUACAUUGUCACUAUGAUGUAAGUGGGUGUCAGCAAUUACAAAUUUCACGACUGUGUCGACAGCUAUAUACUGGUUGCGUAAAAAAAUUAGAGGUAAUGAAUGAAAUUAGCUGAGGAUCUCAGUUUUCUAAACAUAAUUAGCCUCUGUUUUAAAGGGGCUUCCUAUCUGUCAUGAAACUAAAACUACAUAAGUCUGCCUGCAGCUAGUUAUCUUACAACAUGUGUGGUCAGGGAGUUUAAUAAGACUGGAGACGUCAGCAAACAUUUCAUACUUUUCAUCAGUGGUAACAUCUGAGGUAAAACAUCUCUUUGUUGCAUGAGAAACUUUGUGCUCACAAACGACAGCUGCUGUCACCGUGAUGGUCAGCCUAAUCACUCUACUAGAGCUAUAUCUGGUAGAAACAGCUCUACUAGAGAUAGUAAAACCUUUAAAACCUUACACAGUCCAGGUUUUUUUUAUGCAAUUAUAAGUGUGUCACCAUUUCAGACACGUGUGAUUUCAUAGGUUUUAUUGUGUCCAAAAAUUACAUUUUUUUAAUUAUCUGCUUUGUCGAGCAAUAGAAAAGCUGAUGAUCAUUUUCAUAUAUUUAACAAUGUUAAGAUUUUGAGUUUUUCUUGCUCUUAGUUGAUGACAUUUGCCAAUUAGCCUCGAUUUAGUGCCAGUAUAAAUGAAUUUAAAUGUAGCCACACAAAAUAGAUGUUUGAUAUUUAAGAGACGAAAAAAACUGUUACAGAUGUUCAGUGUAAAGUGGAAACGAAGUCUGUAUUUUCACAGACAAUCACCAAACGUAUCAAGUGUUGUGCCAAUUGUACAUGUGUGUAAAUGUAGUUGUAGAGUUUGUAUCACGUUGAAAAGAGCUACUUGUCUCUUCUUUACUCGUGUUUCUCUGAGGUGAGAUUGUUUUCCGUAUGAAAUGCUCACUUGUCUUCGUGUGUCGCAGAGCCCAAGAGGUGAAAACACUCCAGCCUCAAAUCAAUCUUUAUGCUUCUUUACACAGACUUGGUUCUUUCUUCAUCCAUGUUGUCCAGUAAUUUAUUUUCACCACUUUUCAUUUUCUUAAAGCCUUUUUUAUUGUGAAACGGAUAAAAGUUUCCAUAUGCAGAUGUUGAUUUUUCUUCUGCUUCUCUGUUUUGUUAGGCCAAUUUUGGGACCCUGAAACAGACAUGAUGAUGUAAUCUCCUACACCAAAAGCAACACUUUUGUCCCGAUGCAUAAAUAUACUCGGGGCUGGUUAGUAAUAAAGUUUCUCCUCUCAUGUC